Molecule: messenger RNA, 336 nt
Organism: Aspergillus luchuensis
Lineage: Eukaryota; Fungi; Ascomycota; Eurotiomycetes; Eurotiales; Aspergillaceae
Exons: 1
Coding region: 1-336 (111 amino acids)
Source: RefSeq, a predicted model, not a curated record
AUGCAAUCUUCUUUGUCUUCUCAUGGAGCACACCAGAUGGCCCUUCUGUGCUCCAGCCUUCUCUCUGAGAAUUCCUCUCUUCUUCCCUUUCUUCUCCCAUACCACUCUUGGUCCAACUUUUUGUUCCUGUGCAAAACAGCUCACACUUAUUCUGUUGUUUUAUCCGUCUUGCUUCUCUCCUCUCCCCCCCUCAGCAUGGAAUCUUCUUUUUCUUCUCGUCGUCGAGGACACCAGAUGGCCCGUCUGCGUGUACCUAAAUUUCCCUUUCUUUUUACUUCCUCAUCAGUCAACACACGAUCGCCCACCAACUGUGAGACCUUGGCCUCCCAUGCUUAG